Messenger RNA from Chaetomium globosum CBS 148.51, 315 nucleotides. RefSeq lists its product as uncharacterized. The transcript has 2 exons. Lineage: Eukaryota; Fungi; Ascomycota; Sordariomycetes; Sordariales; Chaetomiaceae. The record is from RefSeq and is a predicted model, not a curated record. Bases 1 to 315 code for a protein of 104 amino acids.
AUGGCGCAGCGACAUGUGGGUUUGCUCAUCCGGUACUACGAUGACAACGACAAGAGGUGCAAAUACUGUGGGGAAAACGGAAUCUCGCUGAGCUUUGAAGAGCUCAAAGCGCUGCGUGCCAGGCUGUCGUCGAGGCGUGAUGCUGCCACAUUGCCUGUGGAUGGUGACACUCUCGCUGGUGGCCAACACCAGCAGCCAAUGGAAACGGAAGCCUUGGUGAGCCAAACCAGAACGAGUCGAGCGUCGGAGACAGAAAAUACAACUUUAGGCCUCGAGGGGCUACAGUUGGUAAAGAGCCAGGAGGCCAUGUUGUAA